Messenger RNA from Lactuca virosa, 393 nucleotides. The record is from the annotation of a GenBank genome assembly. NCBI's taxonomy places the organism in Eukaryota, Viridiplantae, Streptophyta, Magnoliopsida, Asterales, Asteraceae.
AUGGUCAAACCCGAAAAGUCAAAUGAAAAUACUGGUAAAACAGAAGAUGAAGAAAAGGAUCAAGUUUGGAAUGAGGAAUUUGAAGCAGUCCAAAUCCCUUCUGUAAAUCCUCUUGAGGUUGAGGAUUGGAUAGAAGUUGGUGCUGAAAAGAAUGCUUCAGGGGUUGAGGAAUUGACCAAUGAGGAUGUGACACCUGGAGAUAUUGUCAUUGUUGAAGGCUAUAAGAAUUUAGUUACAAACAAAUAUUCCCAAAUCGUUUCUUUGAUCUGCACUCGCUUAGGACAAGAAUUCAAACAACAAUCAACCAUCGUCCGACUCACAGUCACCCCAUUACUCACCGCCUCAUCGGAAUUCCGCCAUCGUUCUCGCCAACGACGUCGUUACAGGAGCUAG